Messenger RNA from Rotaria sp. Silwood1, 1158 nucleotides. Lineage: Eukaryota; Metazoa; Rotifera; Eurotatoria; Philodinida; Philodinidae. The record is from the annotation of a GenBank genome assembly.
AUGGAUCGAUACGAAUUUGAAAUCCAUAGUCAAGUAUUAACAUCUAAUUCUAUUUCAACAACACCAUCAACAUCAUUAGCAGUAAUUCCAACAAUAAUUAAUCCGGAAUGGAUAUCAAUGAUCGAAUAUUUUCUUCAUUAUGCAUAUCCAAUUGUAAUAAUAAGUGGAUUAUUUUUUUCUUUAUUAACAUUAAUUGCAUUAAUACAAAACGUUUAUAUGACAUCAAAACCAUAUUUAUUUACUCAAACAAUAUUUGAUAUAUUGUUUUUAGUACUUGGUGUUUGUCUUUACAUACCAAAAUAUGAUCCAAAUUUAAUACCAAAAUUUUUUAAUGAAAAAAUUUAUUAUAAUUUUCUUUUCUAUAUUCUAUGGUUUAUUAUAAUAUGGUUAUUUUUAAUAAGUUGUCUUGAUCAUACAUGUACAGCAAUACAAUCGAAUGGUUAUAAUGAAAAACUUUUUUGUACACCAUGUAAUUCAAAAAAUACUAUUAUUGGAAUUAUUCUCUUAGGUAUUAUUUUUUCAUUACCACAAUUAUUUGCAUGGGAACCUCAUGAAACAAUAUAUCGUUCAACAUAUUUACGUACAUCAUUUUUAUAUGAACAUAUUUACUUUUGGUUUUUACAUAUUAUUUAUUUAUUUAUACCAUUAUUUGCUAUAUUUGUUUUCAUGGGUACUUUAUUAUAUACAUUAUGUAGAAAAAAAGAACAUUAUUUAUUAACAUCAAAUGGUGGUCAUUAUGGACAUUAUACAAUACAUUAUGCAAAUCCACAUGAAAAUUCUAUACAUUAUUCAAAAACACGUGAACGUGAAAAUAUAACAAAAUUAUUUGUAUUCAUGUGUUUUCUUUAUCUUAUAUUUGUAUUACCAUAUGCAUUUAUAAUUUUUUUUGGUAAAUUAUUUUUACGUGAGCAAACAACAUUAAUAUCAAAAACAAUAUUUAAUGAAAUCAUAAUUGCAUAUGAUUUAUCAUUAUUAUUAUUUUAUGUACAAAUAUUAAUGAAAUUUUUUGUUUUAACAAUAUUUAGUAGAAAUUUUCGUUUAUGUUUAAAAAAAAUGAUAACAUGCCAAUGUUGUUGUUGUUGUUGCUGUUGUUGUUCGGAAUCGUCUUCAGUCGAAACAAAUGAACAUAAUCAUGAUGAUGGUAUAUAUAUGAAAUAA